Messenger RNA from Carassius gibelio (silver crucian carp), 415 nucleotides. It is a transcript of the gene ndufc1, whose product is annotated as NADH:ubiquinone oxidoreductase subunit C1. Lineage: Eukaryota; Metazoa; Chordata; Actinopteri; Cypriniformes; Cyprinidae. Gene Ontology annotation, cellular component: mitochondrion. Bases 94 to 303 code for a protein of 69 amino acids. The record is from RefSeq and is a predicted model, not a curated record. The transcript is spliced from 4 exons.
CUCUACUUGCCACUACUAGGCCAGCCGUUCCAGGAGCCAGGGAAACUAAUCGAACAAGGAUCGCAUUUUGUCUUGGAGAGAAACGCUGUCAAAAUGCCUCUUGGUCGGUUAUUGUUGCGGACUUCAACUGUCAAUAAGAUGGUUAGCAGAAAUUCCUUUAUAGCUUCCAAACCGGAUCCGUCCAAGCCAAACAUGCUGAGAGUAGGCCUGGCGUUUGGGAGCACUGCUGUCUUGUGGGCAUUGCUGUUUAAACAGCACCGCACUGAUGUGCAUGAGUACAAAACACGGAACGGGUUACAGUAAUUCACCAGGACAUGGCAACGAUUGCUCUGUGCUUUGUGGAUCUUCUGUUUUUCCUGUUUCCUCUGCUUUUGAAUGAUGUACAAUAAUGUUUAUUAAAGAUGUGUAUGUACAA